Molecule: messenger RNA, 4807 nt
Organism: Myxocyprinus asiaticus (Chinese sucker)
Lineage: Eukaryota; Metazoa; Chordata; Actinopteri; Cypriniformes; Catostomidae
Product: syntaxin-6-like
Exons: 8
Coding region: 153-923 (256 amino acids)
Biological process (GO): vesicle fusion; intracellular protein transport; Golgi vesicle transport
Cellular component (GO): synaptic vesicle membrane; SNARE complex; endomembrane system
Molecular function (GO): SNAP receptor activity; SNARE binding
Source: RefSeq, a predicted model, not a curated record
AUUACGCCGAGCAAUGGCGGUUGAGCGGAUCCGGGGUCCGUCUCUCAUGUAAACAACAAAAUAAGCGCACUCCUUUGUUUGAGAAAAGCAAAACCAGCGGCGAUUAGGAGCAUGAGAUUAUCGCAUAAGAGUCGCCUCAUCUGAGCAAUAAAAUGUCGAUGGAAGAUCCCUUUUUUGUGGUGAAGGGAGAGGUGCAGAAGGCCGUGAACACCGCUCAAGCGCUGCAUCAAAGAUGGAUGGAACUGCUACAGGAUCCGGGUGGUGCCAGCAAGGAGGAGGUGGACUGGACCACCAAUGAGCUGCGGAACAGCUUGAGGUCCAUUGAAUGGGAUUUGGAGGACCUGGAUGAGACCAUCAGUAUUGUGGAGGCCAAUCCAAGGAAGUUCAAUCUUGAUGCGAUGGAGCUGGCCAAGAGAAAAGCUUUCAUCACUGGCACAAGGCAAACUGUCAAGGAUAUGAAAGAACUCAUGGCUAGUCCAUUGUCCAUUUCAGUGUCUGAGAGGAAAAAUCGACAGACUUUGAUUGGGGAUGGUGGGUCUCGUGGACCAAUCCAGCAACCUAGCGGGGAUAAGUACACUAGACUGGACAGGGAGUUGCAGUCUGCAAACUCCCAGUUCAUUGGGGAACAACAGACCCAGCAACAGCUCAUAGCAGAACAGCAGGAUGAGCAGUUGGAGUUGGUUUCGGGAACAAUCGGCGUCUUGAAGAACAUGUCAGAAAGGAUCGGCCAAGAGCUGGAUGAGCAAGCUGUAAUGCUGGAUGACUUUUCACAUGAGAUGGACAGCACUCACUCCAGACUUGAUAAUGUCAUGAAGAAAUUGGCUAAAGUUUCUCACAUGAACAGUGAUCGACGACAAUGGUGUGCUAUCGGCAUUUUGCUGGCAAUCCUCUUCGUUGUGAUCAUUCUCUUCAUUGUUCUGUGAACAACACUCCGUCCUUUGCCAGCUACAGCCCUCUCACCUGCAUUUAUUGGAUCUAAGGUGCUUGGAAGGGAGAGAACGAACAAAACAAAAAACACUUUCCAUUCCAACUCUACUACUUUAGGCUGUAAAACGCUGCUGCUUUGUGUUUUACUCUGUCUUUGCUUCCUUAUAGACUGAGCCCAGACUGAUAACACCAUCACAAACGGCGUAAAAAAAACCAGCUCUGCUUGUUUGUCCAAAAGCACUAUGCUAUUUUUCUUUUCACAAGACCCUUUAGGUUUGACACUAAUGCCGUCUCCGUCAUUUCGUUUGAAUGGAUCAAUUGAAAAGGACACGAGACUUUUGUGGAAAUGCGAGAGACUUGUUGUAAUCCAGGGUAAAUUGCGCACUUGUUACUUUGAGUGUUUUUUGUUCAAAUGGACCACAACUUUUAGAAGACAAAAAAUAGCUAAUUGCAUUAUGCUAUUUUGUAAAGCAACUUAGGGCUACCAAACCAGAUUUCAUGUUAUUAUAUUUACCUGUGCGCUGCUGCUACAGUAGGUUUAGUCUACUGUAAUUAUUCAAUGUUAACUAAAACGUUCUAACAACUAAUCACUGGAGUUUAAUGAACCAGAUACUGUUUAAGCGGGUAUUAUACUAAUCGUACUAAUGCGAAAUUCGUUAUUUACUGUAAAAGUGUUUUGAUUUAUGUGUGCUUUGUUUACUUUUAGUCUUUUUUUUACAAGUUAUCGAUAAUCAGUUAUUAACUGAGGUUUAUUAACAGGCACUACUAUUUGCGCAAUUUGCGAAACUGGAGGGACUCAUGUUCAGUGGAAGUUUUGAAGAUAUUAAAUGUUUUGAAAUGCUUAGAGGCUAGGGUAUACUUCGUUUUUCCGCGUGCUUGUACGUCUCACGUUUUUAUCGCAAGCCCAUAUGGAUGCAUUCGACACAUGCACCGUACGACUGCUUUGUGAGACUGUUUUAGCAUAGUCAACGCACAGUAUGCGCGGACUGUCUGCAUGCAGCCCACUUUUUCUAGACAUGCGGACUCCGCAUGUACUGUGCUGGUGAUUAAAAUUAUGUAGUCAAAGAAACGAAGUGUACUGGGCCUUAAAAGUCCCCAAAUAUACUGACAACUCCAAUAUCCCUCAGAGUUACAGACAACAUUGUUGUUUACUAAGUUACAUAGGUUUGUGUUUGAAUUGUAGAGCUUUAGCAAUCAUCUUAAAUUGCGUGACAAUGGUUUAUUUGUGUCAUUUAUCUGUAGAAAUUUUGGGUCAAACUGUUUUUUUUUUUUCAGUAUAAAAGUAUAAUUUGACAAAAUUAAAUAUUUAAGUGGUUAGGUCCUGUAACUAUCUAGCCAGUGCCUUAGCACAGAAGAGGGUAAAGUUACAUUUCAUUUUAGGACGCCGACCACUCGUGACUAAACACUAGAUAGAAUUUCCCAUUUUUAAACAGCUCAAACCAUCAAAUGAGUAUGUUCGGCCAAUAUUAAGCGUUGCAUGUUUUGCAGCAGUCACUAAUAUAAAAAUCAUUCUAUUAAUUUUCUUUUGACAGUAUGACACUACACAUAUUCUGUGUAAACCAUGGAGUACAUAUAUCUUAUUGGAUAUUUGUGUUGUUUUUGUUGGUUGUAUUUUAAGUUUAAAUUAUCUCUUUGGUAACUCUCAUGAAGAAAUGGCCUAUUUCAUGAAACGACCAUAUUUUAUGCGAAAAUCAAAAGAAUAAAAAAAGCAAAUUUUGCAUGAUUAAGCUGGUCAUAAAAAAAUUUCACAAAGUGAAAAACCGUAUUAGUCCUGAAAAUAGGCUUUAUUAUGCAAUAUAUAAUUUCUUUUGUUUUGAUUGGGGGCGAAAUAUGACCCUGACAUGUUUUUGACGAGCUUCGUGAGAUUCACCCUCGUACAUUUUCAACUGCCUAUUGUCAAGCAAUCAUAACAUUUUACUAUGUAUUUCAAAAAGACAGAAGGGAAAUACAGGGAAUUUACAGUGUUUUCUUUCAAACUCUUGAAAAAGUUGAAUCGGCCCGCAGAUGGUGUUAUAGCUCAUACUGAAGCAGUAUGUCAGCUCACUUGAUUCAAAGUGUAACUGAACUGAUUGCUCUGAGAAUUAUAUACGAUACAAAUAAAAACUAAUUAUUGCACAAUUACAUUACUGUUCUUGAGCAGUGACAGUCUGGAGAGAUCAAGGUAGUGAACGGGCUCAAAUUCUGUUCUUCCUGAUUGUGUGAAUUUCAAUUGUACGUGUUCUCUUUGUUUGAUCUGUGCUACUGAAGAGAGUAUUUAAGUAUUUUUACCACACUUUUUUUUUCUCCAUGUCUCAGAAAAUGCGGUAUGAAAAACCACCCCAUGUUCCCACACCCAUCAUUUGUUUGUCACUGUGUGAAAUUCAGAGCCCCAUUAAAAAUAAUUGCAUAUUAUUUUUGUUUUUCAUUCGAGUUCCUAUAGAUGUGUGUUAACAACCUAAAUGGACAUUAAAGGAAUGUUCCACAUCUAAAACAAGUUAAACUUUAUGGAAAGCAUCUGUAAGCUGUUGAUUAACACAGGAAAAAAAAAAAGUGGAUGUGGCAUUACAGUUAUGCACUUACAGUAAAAUAGAAGUCAAUAGAGUGGAGACAUUCUGGAGGGUUUAAAAGCAGAAAUAUGAUGCUUGUGUUUUUUUAUGAACACACAAAUUCAUAUAAAUUGAGCUGUACAAAUCCCUACAGCUUUCUUUAAGCAUUGCCACGGUUCUAGGUUGAUUAACUUUUGGUUUUGUUAUCGCAACGUAAUUCCUGUGGGAGUAUUUUUCUUCUAUGUCAACAUUACCUUAUAUCCUUGUGCAUAUUUGUGCGAACAUUUCCGGGUUUGUCGUCUUUAUGUGGUCAUGACAGGAGGUGAAAGAUUAUAUCUUUACAUAGACCAAGGCCACAUCCACACUAAUCCAUUUCCUAACAUCAUUGUUUUCCAAAGUAUGGAGUAAUGGAGAGCGUUUUCAUGGGGGGAAAACACUAUUCUAGUUUGGAUGAGAGGCAUAUACAUAGCGAAAUUAGUGCGUUUUCAAAUUGCAUGGACGUGGCCAACGUAAGCAAGUAUUUGAUCACACUAGUUUCAUGUUCACAUGUAGAAUGUAAAAGUCUUAGGACUUUACUUUAGAAACAUUGUGUAUUUUAACAUUUAUCCCAGUAAGUCCAUUUGUAAGUUUCAUUUCGUUAACCUGCCCCUAAACAUCAUAAAACAAAAUAAACUGUGGUUGGUCUCCUUACCUGUCAAGGUUCUUGGCCAGAAUAAGCUGCAAAGUAGACCAGAGUUUUUGCUGAUGGUUGAACGCAUGGCUCUAAGGACCUAAUGCAUUAUUGUUUACAAACUGAGGGUUGUCAAAAUUAUUGUCUGUGGUAUUUGACAGUGUUACAGAUACUGUCAAUAGAGCUUAACUUGUAUUGCACUCAGUUCAUCUCUUUAAGGGAUAUUUAAUCUGCAUUUUUCUACUGUUUAGAAUUUGAACAUGCUAACCUCGUCUUAGAUCAGUGCAGUAUCUAUUAGAAAAUUACCAUUGAUUAUUGUGUUGAUGGUGACCGUCAUGUAUGAGUAGUAAUCUAUUGAUUCAAAAAGCCUGCAGGCAGAAUAGCUGUUCCAUAGAGGCCAAAGAGGGGCCAUUCUACCUUGAAUUUACGACAGGUGGUGUUUUUCGCCUCUUCCUCCCCCCCCAUUUGUCUGGGCCAGUAAUGAUUAUAAAUCAACACCUGAGUCCCCCAACAUUUAAUGGUCUCCAAGAGCUGAAGCAUUAUGAUUGAAAACUAUACGGGUAUUCUGUGUUCCCAUAUAUUUGAGGCAUUUUGGAGCUUACACAGAAACAAAUUGUGGACCAAAUUGAGAAAUUAUAUUUAUAAUACUGCUACAUUUAUAUUAUUUUAGCAAUAUUAUUUCUAC